CUUCCAACGGAGCCUGUGACUUUUUCUCUCUCCUUCGUGUUGAGACAAAACCUGAACAACAAAUCCAGAAUCUGACACUUCCAAUCAAGACUAUCUCAGUGCUGAGCAAUUAUGCCUGUACCCAUGGCUGGUGAAAAUGGGACAAAACUAAGUGAGUUUAUCCUCAUGAGCUUCUCUUCUCUACCUACUGAAAUAAAGUCAUUACUCUUCAUGACAUUUCUGAUCAUUUACCUCAUCACUCUGGUGGGAAACAGCCUCAUCAUUUUGGUAACCUUGGCUGAUUCUAUGUUGCACAGUCCCAUGUAUUUCUUCCUUAGGAACCUGUCCUUCUUGGAGAUUGGCUUCAACCUAGUCAUUGUACCCAAGAUGCUGGGAACCUUGCUUGCCCAGGACACAACUAUUUCCUUCCUUGGUUGUGCUAUUCAGAUGUACUUCUUCUUUUUGGGGGUGGCUGAAUGCUUCCUCCUGGCCACCAUGGCAUAUGACCGCUAUGUAGCCAUCUGCAACCCCCUGCACUCCCCAGUCAUCAUGAACCAAAGGACCUGUGCCAAACUGGCUGCAGCCUCCUGGUUUGCAGGCUUUCCAGUAGCUACUGUGCAGACCACCUGGCUCUUCAGCUUUCCAUUCUGUGGCACCAACAAGGUCAACCACUUCUUCUGUGACAGCCCACCUGUGCUGAGGCUGGUCUGUGCAAACACAGCAAUGUUUGAGAUAUAUGCCAUUAUUGGAACUAUUCUGGUGGUCAUGACACCCUGCAUGCUGAUCCUAUGUUCCUACACUCGCAUUGCUGCUGCCAUCCUCAAGAUUCCAUUAGGAAAAGGAAAGCGGAAAGCAUUCUCUACGUGUUCUUCCCACCUCCUUGUUGUCUUCCUUUUCUAUGUAUCUUCAAGCCUCACCUACUUUCUACCUAAAUCGAAUAAUUCUCCUGAAAGCAAGAAGCUGCUGUCAUUGUCUUACACUGUUGUGACUCCCAUGUUGAACCCCAUCAUCUACAGCCUGAGAAAUAACGAGGUGAAAAAUGCCCUCUGCAGGACCUUCCACAAGGUGAUCGGCCUCAGAAACUGCAUUCUAUAGACACAAAGAGGUAAGACUAGAGUCUACUGAAUGAGGAACAAUCUGCUUCAUGUUUGGGAUUCCUCUCUACCUCUUUUCAUGUCUCUAUUGGGAGGACAUCUGGAUGAUGAAGUGACUAUUGGAAAGCAUGGCUGAGAGAAAAGAGCACAGAGGUAGUUCAGAUCUAUCACUACCAUUUGCCAAACUCCUCUGCCUGUCCAUUGAAUAUUUUCAUUCUUUUUCUUAUUCAGGCAAUUGAUAUUUUGACACUUUAGUAGCCAAGCCAUUCUAGUAUUUUCAUUGCUAAUGUAACACAUACUGUAUAAACUAUGAAACUGCUUGUAAUGUGAACUUGGGGACACACAAAAGGAAAGACAUCAGUAUACAUCAGAAGUCAUUUUGGCACUUUAUCUUACUUUGGACAAGCCUGACUUCAUUCAGCAAACAGACAAACUAGCAAUCCCUUCUACUACAGAAUUCGUUUUGUUCUUUGAUUUUAUUUCUCAUAUCCCUAAGGCAAUGCUGGCUCCUAAGCUUAUUAAUACUUAGUAUGGAUGGAGGAAAAUGGAUCAUUA
This is a messenger RNA of Loxodonta africana (African savanna elephant), 1628 nucleotides long. RefSeq names its product olfactory receptor 10A5. NCBI's taxonomy places the organism in Eukaryota, Metazoa, Chordata, Mammalia, Proboscidea, Elephantidae. Gene Ontology annotation, molecular function: olfactory receptor activity; G protein-coupled receptor activity. The record is from RefSeq and is a predicted model, not a curated record. The transcript has a single exon. Gene Ontology annotation, cellular component: membrane. The coding region runs from base 112 to 1074 and encodes 320 amino acids. Gene Ontology annotation, biological process: G protein-coupled receptor signaling pathway.